Mya arenaria is the source of this 807-nucleotide messenger RNA. RefSeq names its product enhancer of split mgamma protein-like. The transcript is spliced from 3 exons. The record is from RefSeq and is a predicted model, not a curated record. Gene Ontology annotation, molecular function: DNA-binding transcription factor activity, RNA polymerase II-specific; protein dimerization activity; RNA polymerase II cis-regulatory region sequence-specific DNA binding. The coding region runs from base 1 to 807 and encodes 268 amino acids. NCBI's taxonomy places the organism in Eukaryota, Metazoa, Mollusca, Bivalvia, Myida, Myidae. Gene Ontology annotation, cellular component: nucleus. Gene Ontology annotation, biological process: regulation of neurogenesis; anterior/posterior pattern specification; regulation of transcription by RNA polymerase II.
AUGGCUGGAAUGCGGUAUACUCCACGGAACGUUGCUUCGUAUCUGAGAAAGGUACGCAAGCCCCUAGUUGAGCGUCAACGACGUGAGAGGAUGAACGCAAGCAUUGACCGUCUCAAGCUCCUUAUCGCGGACACCAUCCGACAACAGGUGUCUCCAAUGACUCGUGUGGACAAGGCGGACAUCCUUGAGCUCACCGUGUUCCAUCUGACACGGCUUCAGCAUCAGCAGAGGGCCGUUCGCGUAGCAACCGAAGCCAAAGACGCCGCCUCAUGCAUAGCCUCCUACCAGACCGGUUUCCGGGACUGCGCACGGGAGGUGGUCACGUACAUAGCUGUAAACGGCGCGUGUGAUCCGGUAGUUACGACCAAUAUGAGCGGAAAUUUGAGGAGCGUAUAUGCGCAGAAGCAGAAUAGCAUUCGGAUUCCACAGGUAAAAAAUAAAGAGCCCUGUACAUAUAGUCAUAAAGGCCAUAACCGACAGGCCGUUUUCAUGUCAACGCCGAGACGAUCGGACGAACGGUUCAGUGGCUUGACGAAUCAAAUCACAAUACCCUCUAUGGGAACUCAAGAUUGCUCGCCGAUCUCGCAGAUGACAAAAGGCCACGAUGCCGCCAUCAUGCAUAAUUCCAGCACUUCCGGUUUGAGUUUGGACAGCAGUGAUUCUGGAUUUUCCAACCUCGACGUAUCCACUGACAGUCAAUCAUUUAUUCGAUGUGAAUCUUUGGGGUCAGAUGGUUGUUUUUCAUUUGACCAAAGUAACGAUGAUGCAGUCGGUCAAGUGUCCAAAGACAAUGUAUGGCGCCCGUAG